Molecule: messenger RNA, 1101 nt
Organism: Medicago truncatula (barrel medic)
Lineage: Eukaryota; Viridiplantae; Streptophyta; Magnoliopsida; Fabales; Fabaceae
Product: RNA polymerase II C-terminal domain phosphatase-like 4
Exons: 6
Coding region: 1-1101 (366 amino acids)
Cellular component (GO): nucleus
Molecular function (GO): RNA polymerase II CTD heptapeptide repeat phosphatase activity
Source: RefSeq, a predicted model, not a curated record
AUGAAUGUAGAUUUAUGCCGGCAUCCUGGCUCAUUUGAAUGCUUGUGUAUACGUUGUGGGCAAAAGAUCGAUGGUGAUUCUGGUUUGACAUUUGGAUACAUACACAAGGGACUAAGACUUCAUGAGGAGGAAAUUUCUAGAGUGCGAAGCUUACACACACGGAAUUUAUUAAACCGUAGAAAGCUUUGCUUGGUUCUGGACUUAGAUCACACACUGCUAAAUACCACUUCCCUUCAUCGUUUGAGCCCAGAAGAAAUGCAUUUAAAAACCUGUACAGAUUCUCUAGAAGAUAUCGCCAGAGGUAGACUCUUCGUAUUGGAGCAUAGGCAAAGAAUGGCCAAGUUGAGGCCCUUUGUCCGCACAUUUCUUAAAGAAGCAAGUAAAAUGUUUGAAAUGUACAUCUACACCAUGGGUGAUCGGCGGUACUCAUUAGAGAUGGCCAGGCUGCUUGAUCCUCAAGGGAAAUUCUUCAAAGAUAAGGUGAUUUCUCGAGAUGAUGGGACUGAAAUGAAGGAGAAGGAUCUGAAUCUUGUGUUGGGGACAGAAAGUUCUAUCCUAAUUCUUGAUGAUAAUAAAAAGGUAUGGCGGAUGCAUAAAGAUAAUCUGAUAUUGAUGGAGAGAUACCACUUUUUCAAUUCAAGUUGCCAGGAAUUCGACCUCAAUUGCAAAUCACUUGCUGAGUUGCAUAUUGAUGAAAAUGAAACUGAUGGAGCGCUUGCCAGAAUUCUCAAAGUGCUUAGACAUAUCAACUCCAAAUUCUUCGAUGAACUUCAAGGAGAUCUUGUCGAUCGAGAUGUGAGGCAGGUUUUGUCAUCACUUCGAGGUGAAGUCCUAAGCGGAUGUAUAAUCGUUUUCAGUUGUGCUUUUAAUGGUCAUGACUUACGAAAACUCAGGAGGAUAGCAGAGCGGUUAGGAGCUACUUGUUUGACAGAACUUGGCCCCACUGUGACACAUGCAGUUGCUAAUGAGUUGGUAACUGAGGAGUCCAUGUGGGCAGAGAAAGAAAAUAAGUUUUUGGUUAAUCGUCGAUGGCUAGAGGCUUCAAAUUUCUUUUUGCAAAAGCAGCCUGAGGAGAACUACAUUGUCAGGAAAACACAAUAG